Molecule: messenger RNA, 6741 nt
Organism: Closterium sp. Yama58-4
Lineage: Eukaryota; Viridiplantae; Streptophyta; Zygnematophyceae; Desmidiales; Closteriaceae
Source: the annotation of a GenBank genome assembly
AUGGAGGAGUUAGCAAUUGGUUUAGAGGCAGUGCACCUCUCGGUCGAGAAUGAUGAACAGGAGGAGCAGGGGCAGGGUAUGGACAUGAGGCAGGGCAGUCCGAAUGUCGUAGGCGAAUCGGAGGAUGAGGUCCUGAGAGCGGAACGCGAUAAUAGGGUGGUGUAUCAGAGGCGGGAGACAAGAACAAAGAAGAAGUAUGAUCAGGAGCGGGAAGCACGCGAGGAGGAAGAGGCGAAGCGGAGGGUGGAACAGAAGCGUGUGAGGCUCGAGGACCAGGAGCGAGAGGAGAGGCGGCAGAGGGAGGAGGAAGAGCGGAAGAGGGAGGAGGAGAAAAAGGCUGAGCGCGAAAAGGAGUCGAAGCGGCAGAAGGAUGAGGUGGAGCGGAAGAGGGAGGAGGUGAGGAAGGCAGAACGCGAAAAGGAGCAGAAGCGGCAGGAGGAGGAGGAGGAGGUGAAGAGGGAGGAGGCGCGGAAGGCCGAACGCGAAAAGGAACAUAACCGGCAGAAGGAGGAGGAGGAGGAGAGGAAGAGGGAGGAGGCGAGGAAGGCGGAACGCGAAAAGGAGGAGAAGCGGCAGAAGGAGGAGGAGGAGCGGAAGAGGGAGGAGGCGAGGAAGGCGGAACGCGAAAAGGAGGAGAAGCGGCAGAAGGAGGAGGAACGGAAGAGGGAGGAGGCAAGAAAGGCAGAACGCGAAAAGGAAGAUAAGCGGCAGAAGGAGGAGGAGCGGAAGAGGGAGGAGGCGAGACAGGUAGAACGCGAAAAGGAGGAGCAGCGGCAGAAGGAUGAGGAGGAGCGGAAGAGGGAGGAGGCGAGGAAGGCGGAACGCGAAAAGGAGGAGAAGCGGCAGAAGGAGGAGGAGGAGCGGAAGAGGGAGGAGGCGAGGAAGGCGGAACGCGAAAAGGAGGAGAAGCGGCAGAAGGAGGAGGAGGAGCGGAAGAGGGAGGAGGCGAGGAAGGCGGAACGCGAAAAGGAGCAGAAGAGGCAGGAGGAGGAGGAGGAGCAGAAGAGGGAGGAGGCUAGGAAGGUGGAACGCGAAAAGGAGGAGAAGCGGCAGAAGGAGGAGGAGGAGCGGAAGAGGGAGGAGGCGAGGAAGGCGGAACGCGAAAAGGAGGAGAAGCGGCAGAAGGAGGAGGAGGAGCGGAAGAGGGAGGAGGCGAGGAAGGCGGAACGCGAAAAGGAGCAGAAGAGGCAGGAGGAGGAGGAGGAGCAGAAGAGGGAGGAGGCUAGGAAGGCGGAACGCGAAAAGGAGGAGAAGCGGCAGGAAGAGGAGGAGCGGAAGAGAGAGGAGGCUAGGAAGGCGGAACGUGAAAAGGAGCAGAAGCGGCAGGAGGAUGAGGAGGAGCGGAAGAGGGAGGAGGCGAGGAAGGCGGAACGCGAAAAGGAGCAGAAGUGGCAGGAGGAGGAGGAGCGGAAGAGGGAGGAGGCGAGGAAGGCGGAACGCGAAAAGGAGGAGAAGCGGCAGAAGGAGGAGGAGGAGCGGAAGAGGGAGGAGGCGAGGAAGGCGGAACGCGAAAAGGAGGAGAAGCGGCAGAAGGAGGAUGAGGAAGAGCGGAAGAGAGAGGAGGCGAGGAAGGCGGAACGCGAAAAGGAGCAGAAGAGGCAGGAGGAGGAGCAGAAGAGGGAGGAGGCUAGGAAGGCGGAACGCGAAAAAGAGGAGAACCGGCAGAAGGAUAAGGAGCGGAAGAGGGAGGAGGCGAGGAAGGCGGAACGCGAAAAGGAGGAGAAGCGGGAGGAGGAUGAGGAGGAGCGGAAGAGGGAGGAGGCGAGGAAGGCGGAACGCGAAAAGGAGCAGAAGAGGGAGGAGGAGGAGGAGGAGCAGAAGAGGAAGGCUGAACGCGAAAAGGAGCAGAAGCGGCAGGAGGAUGAGGAGGAGCGGAAGAGGGAGGAGGCGAGGAAGGCGGAACGCGAAAAGGAGCAGAAGAGGCAGGAGGAGGAGGAGCGGAAGAGGGAGGAGGCGAGGAAGGCGGAACGCGAAAAGGAGGAGAAGCGGCAGAAGGAGGAGGAGGAGCGGAAGAGGGAGGAGGCGAGGAAGGCGGAACGCGAAAAGGAGGAGAAGCGGAAGAGGGAUGAGGAGGAGCGGAAGAAGGAGGAGGCGAGGAAGGCGGAACGCGAAAAGGCGGGGAAGAUUGUGGAGGCCAACGAGCGAGAAACGCGCGAGGAGGCGAGGGUGGAGGAGCGAGAGCGACAGAGGCAGGUCGGGGAUGGAGCUCGGCAAGUGGUGGUUGGCGACCAGCCAACCCUGGGGCAUCACGGAACAACUGUUGGUCGGGCAGCGGAUGUUGGUUUACCGGGAUUGAGAACAGGCGGACCGAGGCCGAUGAUGCAGCGGGAAGGUGGCCGGCGUGAUGAUCAAACAGCCCGGAACAGGGUCUGCGCGGGAGACCAUAGGAGGUUCGAUCAAUCAAGGCAAGCUGGUAGGCGAGAGGGUGAAGCGAUUGGAACGCGGCAGGGUGAGCGAAUGGCGGAGGAUCAGGUCUGGCGUGGGGUGGGAUGGGGAAUGGAAGGAGUGCGACACAGGGAGUUUCAGCAGAGAGAGGCGGGAGGACGUGCGGACGAGGAACUAGAGAGUGCGGCUAGUGCGCUCCCCAUGCAGAGGCGGCAUCCACGAGCGGCAGAGAAUCCUGCUGCGGUGCAGGGAGAGGAACUAGAGGAUGGUGAAUGGGUGGCUGUGGAGGCGCUACUGGCGGGACUGGAGCAAGCGGGGCCGCAGGUUUUCGAGGAGACGGAGCGAGGAUUUGAGGAGGCUGGCGACCGCAUCGCAGCUGGCGGCAGGAUGCAUACCACAGCAGAGUUGAUGCGGCGUCUGACCUUGGUGGCAAGGUCCGUGGCGAGGGCUUCGUCGGAGCAACGUGUUCGUUUCAUCGACUGCAUGGCAGAGAUUCGAAAAUUUGGUACGCAGAUGCAAGCCUUGGACAGCCGCUACUUCCAGGACUACGAUGAUCUAACACACGAGUACCACGAGCUCAAGGCCGGGGUGGUCCGGGAACGCGACGAGCUAACCCAAUUGCGUACUGCUCUUUCGGCUUCUGUCGCCGAAGCACGAGCGGCAGCAGCUGAUGCGGGUCGCGCAGCUGCAGCAGCGGCUGUGGAAGCAUUGGAGGAAAGGUUACAGGGGUUUUUCGAGAACUUACGGGAGAAGCUGAAGAGUGUGGUGGAGCAGGUGAUAGAGCAAUCGUCGCUAGAGGCCUCGUUCACAUCCACCUCCAUGGAACACCUGCAAGCGGCUAUUGACAAUAGUGUACUCGCAGUGUGGGAGGAUCUCAGGGCUGCGGACGACCAAAAUAAUCUGACUUUCAACAAGAUUCAGAAGGCUCUGGCAGGACUGUCAACAAAGCUCAAAGGGCUGACUGGACCCAGCAAGGUCCGAAAGCCACCCACCGCCAGGGGAGAGGCCACACCAAAGGCUUCGCGAAAGCAGCCCGAAGCAGAUUCCCCAGACAUCCCAAUCUCCUCAGCACAACGAGUCAUUGAAAGGUUUGCCGCAACGUCCGAGGGUGAGGAGGGUGACGCUGGUGAGGCGGGUGAGACGGGCGCUGGUGUGGCAGAUAUUGACUUGUCUGAACCAGUGAGGAGAAACUGGAGAGAGACGUACGCAGCAAAGAACGUGCAGAAAGAGAGGGAGACGGAGAGCGAAGAGAGGAGGACGGCUGAAGCGCGGAAGCGGCAAGCACUUCAGACGGCGCAAGUGACGGCUGCAAAGAAGAGGCGGGCUGAGAAGGGGUUGGGAAAUACGAGGGUGGAGGACCGUCCUGGGACUGUCAGCAGGGGGAGAGUAACAGAAAACCAACCGGCGGGUACAGCUGCAGAGGCAAGGAAGGCAGAACGCGAAAAGGAGCAGAAGCGGCAGGAGGAGGAGCGGAAGAGGGAGGAGGCAAGGAAGGUAGAACGCGAAAAGGAGCAGAAGAGGCGAAAGGAUGAGGAGGAGCGGAAGAGGGAGGAGGCAAGGAAAGCGGAACGCGAAAAGGAGUUGAAGCGGCAGAAGGAUGAGGAGGCGCGGAAGAGGGAGGAGGCGAGGAAGGCGGAACGCGAAAAGGAGGAGAAGCGGCAGAAGGAGGAGGAGGAGCGGAAGAGGGAGGAGGCGAGGAAAGCGGAAUGCGAAAAGGAGUUGAAGCGGCAGAAGGAUGAGGAGGCGCGGAAGAGGGAGGAGGCGCGGAAGGCAGAACUCGAAAAGGAGCAGAAGCGGCAGGAGGAGGAGGAGCGAAAGAGGGAGGAGGCGAGGAAGGCAGAACGCGAAAAGGAGGAGAAGCGGCAGAAGGAGGAGGAGCGGAAGAGGGAGGAGGCGAGGAAGGCGGAACGCGAAAAGGAGGAGAAGCGGCAGAAGGAGGAGGAGGAGCGGAAGAGGGAGGAGGCGAGGAAGGCGGAACGCGAAAAGGAGGAGAAGCGGCAGAAGGAGGAGGAGGAGCGGAAGAGGGAGGAGGCGAGGAAGGCGGAACGCGAAAAGGAGUUGAAGCGGCAGAAGGAUGAGGAGGCGCGGAAGGCAGAACUCGAAAAGGAGCAGAAGCGGCAGGAGGAGGAGGAGCGGAAGAGGGAGGAGGCGAGGAAGGCGGAACGCGAAAAGGAGGAGAAGCGGCAGAAGGAGGAGGAGGAGCGGAAGAGGGAGGAGGCGAGGAAGGCGGAACGCGAAAAGGAGGAGAAGCGGCAGAAGGAGGAGGAGGAGGAGGAGUGGAAGAGGGAGGAGGCGAGGAAGGCGGAACGCGAAAAGGAGGAGAAGCGGCAGAAGGAGGAGCGAAAGAGGGAGGAGGCGAGGAAGGCGGAACGCGAAAAGGAGGAGAAGCGGCAGAAGGAGGAGGAGGAGCGGAAGAGGGAGGAGGCGAGGAAGGCGGAACGCGAAAAGGAGGAGAAGCGGCAGAAGGAGGAGGAGGAGCGGAAGAGGGAGGAGACGAGAAAGGCGGAACGCGAAAAGGAGGAGAAGCGGCAGAAGGAGGAGGAGGAGCGGAAGAGGGAGGAGGCGAGGAAGGCGGAACGCGAAAAGGAGGAGAAGCGGCAGAAGGAGGAGGAGGAGCGGAAGAGGGAGGAGGCGAGGAAGGCGGAACGCGAAAAGGAGGAGAAGCGGCAGAAGGAGGAGGAGGAGCGGAAGAGGGAGGAGGCGAGGAAGGCGGAACGCGAAAAGGAGGAGAAGCGGCAGAAGGAGGAGGAGGAGCGGAAGAGGGAGGAGGCGAGGAAGGCGGAACGCGAAAAGGAGGAGAAGCGGCAGAAGGAGGAGGAGGCGAAGGCGAUGGAAAGGAGGCGGGCACAGAGGGAGGCGGAGUUAGAAGCUAAGCGCCAGCAGAUUGCUAAGAUUGCGGAAACAAAGCGGUUGGAGGCAGCAAAGCGAAAAAGAGACCUCGAAAUAGAGCGUCGGAAAGCCCUGGAGGAGAUCGAGCGUAUUGCACGGUUAGAGGAAGCCGUAAAGGAGGAAGAAGAGAGGCAACAAAUGGAGUUAGAGGCGGAAACAGAGAAAAUGGAAAACGAGAGGCGACGGAUUGCGGGGGAGGAUGAGGAAGGGGCAGCGGGGCAACGGCAGGGAGGAGAGGCGGAAGAAGGGUGGGCCGGGAUUCUUCAAGUGAUUUCAUUGGUUCCCGAUGAACCGCUGCAAGUAGUUGACCUCGUGGGGGAGGUGGAGGGUUCGGAACAUGUGACAGGCUCUGGAGGUCUAGAGACUCAACCGCCUUUGAAGAGGCUUCGCAUUGACCAGACCGGAACGAGCUUCGACGCGGAUGAGGGGUCUUUGGGGGCUGCUGCGUCAGAGGAAUGUGUCGGUGAAAAUGUGUCGGGAAAUCAGAACGUUCAACCAACGUUGGGGGAGGCGACGGGAGAGGUGGCACCGCGAAGAGCGGAUGUGCUACCAGACGAGCUAGGGAAGCGGUGGGGGGAAACAAAGCAUUUCAGAUCGAGUGAUCUUACCAAACGCGAGAAGAAGAACAAAAAGGGGGAAGUGGUGUACGUGCGCUACAACUCGGAGCAAACCGUCGGAGGUGUGAAGAGGAACAUGGGGAGCUACAAGGAGCGGAAACUACGCGAUUUCACAGUGGCCGUCUGUUGGAUGGCCUACUUCCCCGACACCGACAUGGCCCAUUACGGCUUGGAUCCUGCCGAGCUUGGCUUGUGGGCGGUCCACCUCGAUUUCGCUCGUGAACUCCCGACGGGUGUCUGGAGUGUCAUGAACGAAUUGAACCUCGACAAGUUCGAGAACUUCGAAAACGUCAUGAACAAGACAAAUGCACGGGUGAAGGACGGCGCACAUUUCCAGGUGGCCGUUUGCACAGGGAUUGGACAGGCCCUGGUACACGGAGGGAGUGGGCUGGUGUCGCCCCCCGCGAAUGUCACUCCCGCGGUCUAUGCAGCGGGAGUAGCUGCAACCCUCUACACCUUGUGGUGUGCCUCGAUCGGCAUUCCCCACCAGGACUGGGCGGAGGGUGCGGAUGAGGCGGCUCGUGGCACGCUCAACGAGGCAAGCCUUGCUAGUCGAGCAACCUCUACUGCUCGCCUCGGAGUGUGGACCUUGAAGGCCGUGAAGAACCUAACGCACGAGAAGGCGGAUUGGGAAGUGGUGCUCACCAAGGCCAUUCUCGGCCUUGUGGAUCCCGAGCCCGGGGAGGCAGAGGCUAUUGAAAUGGCCAAGGUGGUUUCGAGGGUGCUGGUGUACUGGUGCGAGUGCUGUCACGCAAACCAGAGUCUUUACGCGUAUCAGGGUGGGAUGCUCCAUUUUCCCCAGCCCACAAAAGGGGGACGGCGGAAGGGGAAUGCGGGAGGCAACGAGUGA